GUUUGACAAACAAACCAGACAGGAAGAGCUCUGUUAGAAAUUUGGUUUUGCAGUCUUGAAAUACCCUUGAGGUAUUUGUCACAGCUACUCUAUAUGUACAUAAAGAUGGGAAGAAACGCGUUAAUAUGUAAAGAUUGUUACGCGCAGAGCAUGGACAGCUGUACACAACAAGAGCGACCCCCACCCCCGAAGAAACCAGGGUUAAAGUUGACAGGAAGCUGGGGGGCUGCCAUUUUUCCCUGGUGCUACUGCUAACGAUGCUAAAACUGCGAGAGGAGAGGUGGAUUUGGGAUUUUUAGCCUCAAGAAAGCAUUUAAUCCAAAUCGUUUGUUAAACAUAAUUCUUCAUUCAGCUCCUGUCGCCAAACAACCAUAAAUAUUGGAUGAAUCCGGCAUGGAGAAGGUAGCUGAGCCGUCUUGGACCUCUUCGUACACCUAUCAGGUGAGCAAGCACAGCACGGAGAUGCUACACAACCUGAACGCACAGAGGAAAGAUGGAGGCAGGUUCUGCGAUGUGGUCCUUCGCGUCGGUGAGGAGAGCUUCCCGGCUCAUAAAGCUGUGCUGGCGGCUUGCAGCGAGUACUUCGAAUCGGUCUUUAGCCGCCAGUCGGAAGGCGACGCCAAGGAAUUGGAGAUGCACACAAUAAGCCCAAAAGUCUUUAAAGACAUUUUGGACUUUGCGUACACCUCAAGAAUAGUUGUACGUCUGGAGUGCUUCCCUGAGUUGAUGACAGCUGCCAAGUUUCUGCUCAUGCGGUCUGUCAUUGAGAUCUGUCAGGAGGUGAUCAAACAGUCCAAUGUGCAGAUCCUCGUGCCCACGUUACGGGGAAGCGAUGCCAGUCUGUUCCAAAUUCAUACAGAGCCCCCGGCGCUGAGCUUGUGUGUGACUCCGCAGGAUCUGAUCAACGGGAUGGGAAUGCAUCUCGUGAACGGACAAACGCCAACUGACCUGGAUGGCAGCGAAACCUCUGCUGCUGUACUACUGGAGGACCCCGGAGAGCCGAUCAUGCCCACUUUACAGCCUGUAGAUGGGCUCUCCCCCACCAUGGAGAUAGCAGGGGCCAUGCUCCAUCAUGACAAUGGUGCCCCAAGCUCCAAGCGGAAUAAGAGCAGCCCGAAGAAACCCGGAGUGGACACUGUACAUUUGGAUCAACAGAAAGACAUCGGUCUGUUUCCUUGCAGGACUUGUGGUAAAGCUUUCACAGAGGCUUCACGCUUAAAAAAUCACGAGGCCCAGCAUGGGGCGUCCAGUGGAAGUGUCACCAGUCUCGCAGCCCCAGGCGGCCUCAGUCUGGUGGAGAACGGGGUGCAGUUGCACGGAGCCCUGGCGCUGGACAACAGCCGUAAGCGAGAGCGGACCCGGCGGCAUGUGGGCUGUGACAUUUGUGGCAAAGUGUUCCGGGACGUAUAUCACCUGAACAGGCACAAACUCUCACACUCUGGGGAGAAACCGUACGCUUGCCAUGUUUGUGGACUCCGGUUCAAGCGCAAGGACCGGAUGUCCUAUCAUGUGCGCUCACACGACGGCUCUGUGGGCAAGCCGUACGUGUGCCAAAGCUGUGGUAAAGGCUUUUCAAGACCAGAUCAUCUAAAUGGACACAUAAAACAGGUUCACACAACAGAGAGACCUCACAAGUGCCAGAUUUGUAAUGCCUCUUUUGCAACAAGAGAUCGCCUUCGCUCACACCUUGUAUGCCAUGAAGAUAAAAUUCCCUGUAAGGUUUGUGGAAAGUUUCUUCGAGCUGCCUACAUGACGGACCACCUCAAAAAACACAGUGAAGGACCUCAUAACUUCUGCAGCAUUUGUAACAAAGAUGGACAAGAAAACACAGACAAAUGCCCACAUCUGGAGUCUGAGGAAUCAGACCCUUCAUUUGGAGAACUUUCAAAUGGAGAUGAACUGAAAUCUCCACACAAGUCUGAUGUGCCAGACAUCGAAAUGCCUACAUUAGUCUGCAAUGGCACCUCUGCAGGGACCUUGGGCUCUCCUGAGCCCAAAGCAAAGACCGAACCUGAGAAGAAAUUUAUCUGCAACAUCUGCGGCCAAGCCUUCCGCACCAAGUCCUACCUCAACAAGCACCAGCACAGAGUCCACAAACAGAAGGCCCAGGCAGGGUCUGGCCUGGGUGACCUAGCUCCUGCCUUGUCCUCUCCCUUCUCCCCUCAGCAGAACAUGUCUCUGCUCGAGUCCUUUGGCUUUCAGAUUGUGCAGUCUGCAUUUGCCUCUUCUCUGGUGGACGCAGACGCAGGUCAGAGCGGGCUUGACUUUGGAGGCAAGUGACACAGCUCACAUUUUGUAGCUUCUUUAUUUAUAGAGCAAUGCUUCACAGAAAACUUUGUAUUUGGGACUACCUUACACUUCUUUUGCGUGUCUACAGCUGCUUUCACUUGACAACUUUGAGACUGCCACAAAAUAUAUAUUUUAUAACCUGUUCAUGUAAUGUAAAUUAUGUAAUUUUCUUUUAAAAGGCAACAUGAAGACUUUGUUUUGUUAAUCAUUUGCAUAUAAAACAUAUGGGCUUGACUUGACUGUGUGCUUUCCAGCUGAAGUAAAAGUGCCCAGCUGAAUUAUCUGAUUUAUUCACUUUGUACCCAGAGCAUUUAAAGGGCUCCAUUUUGGGUUCAUGCUUGAAAAUAUUUUUCUUUUUAGAAACUGUGAGCUUUAUUUAUAAUAGUCUCAUGGCAUGUUUCCUUUUGUGUGGUGGUCUUUAUUAAUAUAUAACUGAAUCAGCCGAUAUUACGCGAAUGACAUCCACAGCAGUUAUUGUGUGCAACAUAUAAUUCAUAUUUUAGGCUUUAUUAGAAAAAUAAUUGAGUAUAGACACACUUGAGUUUGUGAAUUCCAGGUGAAUUUAUUUGACUAAUAAUAGGUGUCAUAAUCUACUGUGCAGUUUUUGCCAAAAUUGAAUUUGUUGAAACAAACAAAAAAAAAAAAAAGGCACUCUUCAUAUGUUAAAAAUGUUUUGUUUUCCCUGAGCCCCUACAGGGCGUAGUGCCCGUUGGUUUCGCAUCGGUGAGUGCAUGGGCGACAAUAGGAGGACAAUAGGAGGUCAGUAUGCAACUCUGACAAGAUGGUGAAUGCAUGCUCGAUAUUCACAGUUGACCCGACGGUGACGUGGGGAAUGUUGAGAGCUUUCAAAAAACAUAAAUGCUAUUGCCGUGGCAACGGAUGCAUUGUUUUAUUUUUGCUAAAAAAAAAAAAAAAAGAUUUUUUAUUGAUUUACUCUUGUUCUUCUGUUUGUUUGCCCAGCAAUUUGACCCCUCCUAAACUUGUUCUGAAAUUUAGACAAAAUUUUGUGUGUUACUCAUUGUGAAAGAAAAAAAAUGUGGUGAUAGCACCCUCUACAGAGUAACAAAUACAUUUGUAUGGAGGGCUGAAAAUGUGUUAUGAAAUAUGAGAUUUUACACAAAAGUCUAUUUGGUCA
Messenger RNA from Periophthalmus magnuspinnatus, 3424 nucleotides. RefSeq names its product POZ/BTB and AT hook containing zinc finger 1 (gene patz1). The record is from RefSeq and is a predicted model, not a curated record. Lineage: Eukaryota; Metazoa; Chordata; Actinopteri; Gobiiformes; Gobiidae. The transcript has 4 exons. Gene Ontology annotation, biological process: negative regulation of transcription by RNA polymerase II; regulation of immune system process; regulation of cytokine production. The coding region runs from base 394 to 2280 and encodes 628 amino acids. Gene Ontology annotation, cellular component: nucleus. Gene Ontology annotation, molecular function: RNA polymerase II cis-regulatory region sequence-specific DNA binding; DNA-binding transcription factor activity, RNA polymerase II-specific; protein binding.